Messenger RNA from Falco peregrinus (peregrine falcon), 2847 nucleotides. It is a transcript of the gene CAT, whose product is annotated as catalase. The coding region runs from base 162 to 1748 and encodes 528 amino acids. Gene Ontology annotation, biological process: hydrogen peroxide catabolic process; response to hydrogen peroxide. The transcript has 13 exons. Gene Ontology annotation, molecular function: heme binding; catalase activity. The record is from RefSeq and is a predicted model, not a curated record. Gene Ontology annotation, cellular component: cytoplasm; peroxisome; mitochondrion. NCBI's taxonomy places the organism in Eukaryota, Metazoa, Chordata, Aves, Falconiformes, Falconidae.
AGCUCCCGCUACCUGCUGGUGCUGCAGGGCGCGGCGGUGCCUUCCCGCGGGGUGACCUCUGCGGUGCUGCCUCCUCGCUGCACGGUCCCGCCGCGCCGCCCCGCGCUUGCUCCCCCACCGCCGCGCGCGCCGCCCUUCCCGCCUUGGGGGUCUCUUGCAAAAUGGCUGACGGCCGGGACGACGUCUCGCAGCAGCUGAAGCAGUGGCGGAGCCAGCGGGGCUCGCAGAAACCAGAUGUUUUGACCACUGGUGCUGGCAACCCUGUAGGGGAUAAGCUUAAUAUUCUGACAGUAGGGCCACGUGGACCUCUUCUUGUUCAAGAUGUUGUUUUCACUGAUGAGAUGGCUCAUUUUGACAGAGAGAGGAUUCCUGAAAGAGUUGUGCAUGCAAAAGGGGCAGGAGCCUUUGGCUACUUUGAAGUCACUCAUGAUAUUACCCAGUAUUGUAAGGCAAAAGUGUUUGAACAUAUUGGAAAAAGAACUCCGAUUGCUAUACGAUUCUCCACUGUUGCUGGAGAAUCUGGGUCAGCUGAUACAGUUCGUGAUCCUCGAGGCUUUGCAAUGAAAUUCUAUACAGAGGAGGGUAAUUGGGAUCUUGUGGGAAAUAAUACUCCUAUCUUCUUCAUUCGGGAUGCCAUGUUGUUUCCGUCCUUCAUCCAUACCCAAAAGAGGAACCCUCAGACUCAUUUGAAGGAUCCAGACAUGGUGUGGGACUUCUGGAGUCUUCGCCCUGAGUCUUUGCAUCAAGUGUCUUUCUUGUUCAGUGAUCGUGGUAUCCCUGAUGGUUAUCGCCAUAUGAAUGGAUAUGGAUCGCACACUUUUAAACUGGUUAACGCUAGUGGAAGACCAGUUUAUUGCAAGUUCCAUGCAAAGACUGACCAGGGCAUCAAAAAUCUUCCUGUUGAAGAAGCAGGAAGAUUGGCUUCUACUGAUCCUGAUUAUGGAAUACGUGAUCUUUACAAUGCCAUUGCCAAGGGGGACUAUCCAUCUUGGUCUUUCUACAUUCAAGUUAUGACAUUUGAAGAAGCAGAGAAGUUUCCAUUUAAUCCUUUUGAUGUAACUAAGAUUUGGCCGCAUGGUGACUACCCUCUCAUCCCUGUGGGAAAGCUUGUCUUGAACAGGAAUCCCGUGAAUUACUUUGCAGAGGUAGAACAGCUGGCCUUCGAUCCUAGCAACAUGCCACCUGGUAUUGAACCUAGCCCUGAUAAAAUGCUGCAGGGUCGCCUUUUUUCGUAUCCUGACACUCAUAGACACCGUCUGGGACCUAACUAUCUACAAAUUCCUGUGAACUGCCCCUUCAGAGCUCGUGUGGCCAAUUACCAGAGGGAUGGACUAAUGUGUGUUUCUGACAACCAAGGUGGUGCUCCAAACUAUUAUCCAAAUAGUUUUACUGGUCCAGAAGAUCAGCCCAUUGUAAAAGAGAGCCGUAUGUCUGUUUCGGGAGAUGUGCAGCGCUUCAAUAGUGCAAAUGAAGAUAAUGUGACUCAGGUGCGAGAUUUCUAUACGAAAGUGCUGAAGGAGGAUGAACGCCAAAGGCUGUGUAAAAACAUUGCUGAUCAUCUUAAAGAUGCACAACUCUUCAUUCAGAAGAGAGCUGUGAAAAACUUCACUGAUGUUCAUCCUGACUAUGGUGCCCGUGUUCAGGCUUUGCUGGACAAAUACAAUGCUGACAGUGGGAAGAAGGAUGUGAUUAGGACAUAUACACAAUCCGCAUCUCGUGUGUCUGCCAAAGAAAGAUCCAACUUGUAAAGCACGCUGCGGAGACUUAAUCUGUGAAUUUUGCGUCCUUACAACUGCAGGACAACCUAUUGAAGAUGUGAAUGAAUGUAGCGACUUCUGCACAAACACAGAAGUGUUUUACAGGCUCGAUUUGUUAAGCUUUCAAGUGCCUGUAUCUGUAUGGGAAACUAGGUAACACAAGCUAACAAUCCUAGUGCCUUUCAACACGAGUGCUUUACUGCUCAUUAACAAUAUCGGGUAUUUUUAAGGAAAUUGAUUAAAAAUUAUCUUCAUUUCUAGAUGCAAAUAUAAGUUUAAUUGCAAUAUUGCUCGUUUUAUUUGUGGUAAAACUCUCUUGGCUAAAUCACCCAAUAGAACUUCUAGAAUGAUACUAUAAUUAUCCUUAAGGAUAAACUUGUUCAUGUUAAAGUUGAUGUUGCUCAGUAUUUCUAAUAAAUUAGUUCUUUUAGGUAUUUGUAGAUGCUUCCUUUUGAAUUUCGUUUUUGGCCUUCCAGAAGUAAAAUGUGCGGUAUAGAUUUAUAGGUAUAUUAAUUAUAGGUAUAUUAAAAGAUAUAAAAAUGCCCUGCUUUCCAACACAAAGGCAUUUCAUCGUUAUGUUUCAGUCCUUAUGAUUGAAAUGAAGCUAUCUAGAAAGUUUAAUCUGAAUAGAUGUAAAUUUUAUUCCCAAUAUAUAUUUUAAGAUAAUCUUUGCUUACUAAUGCUAGGUUGGGAUAUAACAGACCAAAGGGAGAUAGGAAAAGAUACUUUCUUAUUUCAUACACUUUAUAACUAAAUUGAUUACAUCUUACAGUUCUUUAGGGGUGGGGGGAUUGUUCUAUCUAAUCUGUAAGAAUUUAAAUGGAAAAAUACUGAUUUUUCUAAGUUUCUAAAAAAUUAACCUUCAAAUGCAUGAAUAUUUUUCUUGACCAUGCUCUUAAGUUCUAGCGUAUUCAAAACUAUUCCCAAUGGUUUCUGAAAUUCUGUUGUUUUACUGCCGUAGUCUCAUAUUACUAGCUACUGAUCAAGCCAGAGCUAGUUUUCAGAGUUAGACUUCAAUUAAAGUGGUAGAUUUCUAUGAAUGUGGAUAUGUAUAGUUGGAUAUAUGCAUAAAACUUGACUUUAAGCAUGU